UGGAACCAACAACGAGCUGUUUGGUGAAGAAAAGGGUGAUCGUCGAAUCGCCGAACUCUCUCUCCCCUCUUCACAGAGAUUAAGGUACAGCUUCUCCGGGAACCAAACAUAUUCUCCGAAGAUCGAAGCCGGCGAAUUGGUCGGAUUCUCUCCUGUGUCGCCAUGGCAGUCGUAUCUGAUGACACCACCAGAAUAUGCAGUCACUGCGAAAGAUCUAUUCCUUCCUCGAACAUCGAUCUACACUAUGCCCAUUGCUCUCGGAAUCUUGAAAAAUGUAAAGUUUGUGGGGACAUGGUUCCUAAGAGACAUGCUGAGGAACAUUUCUUGAACACCCAUGCUCCGGUUUCUUGUUCGCUGUGCAGUGAGAUGAUGGAACGUGAUAUUUUAGCUGUUCAUAGAGGAGAAAACUGCCCUCAAAGGAUCGUCACUUGUGAAUUCUGCGAGUUCCCGUUGCCUGCAAUUGAUUUGGCUGAGCAUCAGGAGGUUUGCGGAAGUAGGACAGAACUUUGUCAUCUUUGCAACAGAUACAUUAGAUUGCGAGAAAGGUAUAAUCACGACCGUCGCUGUGAGGGUAUUCCAGAUCAUAGUGCAGGACCUUCCAGUAACGUCAGACCACCUCAAGGAGAGCGUCCUCCACAAGGGCGACCCAAUGAGUUCUCUCCAAGGCGCAUCUUAUUCACCAUCGCAAUCACGGGGAUUGCUGUUCUGUUGGGUUCGCUAUUCUUCCAGAAAAAAAUGGAGAACAAUCAGGUGCAUUGAGUUUGUCCGUGCAGCAGCAGACGCACAUCCCAUCGAUGUACAUCGGCUAUGAAGCUCUUCAUUUAUAGAGGCUGGGAAUCGUCUGAAACGAUACUAUUGUAAUGAUAAUUAGGUACAUAUGGAUAUGGGUUGUCGCAAUAGAUUUGCCUGUGCCCAAACGCUCAAUUGACGCGGCUUUCCUUAGCUUUGUCACAAACUUACCCUCAUCGUCGUGGCUGUGAACUUUUUGCCUUGUACUCAUGCUGUAUUCUUAGCAGUGGUUUAACUAGACUUCUAUUACAGCUUCAUUCAGAAACUCAAGUUGAAUUUC
Rhodamnia argentea is the source of this 1069-nucleotide messenger RNA. Its product is annotated as TRAF-type zinc finger domain-containing protein 1. NCBI's taxonomy places the organism in Eukaryota, Viridiplantae, Streptophyta, Magnoliopsida, Myrtales, Myrtaceae. Bases 163 to 759 code for a protein of 198 amino acids. The transcript has 6 exons. The record is from RefSeq and is a predicted model, not a curated record.